Molecule: messenger RNA, 3600 nt
Organism: Lethenteron reissneri (Far Eastern brook lamprey)
Lineage: Eukaryota; Metazoa; Chordata; Hyperoartia; Petromyzontiformes; Petromyzontidae
Product: syntaxin-11-like
Biological process (GO): synaptic vesicle fusion to presynaptic active zone membrane; intracellular protein transport; exocytosis
Cellular component (GO): plasma membrane; presynaptic active zone membrane; endomembrane system
Molecular function (GO): SNAP receptor activity; SNARE binding
Source: RefSeq, a predicted model, not a curated record
GAGUAGAUCUAAUAUUAAAUUAUUUCGGCCAUUUGGUUGGAAAACCUACUGCACGUGGAUAUGUGCGGUGGUGAAAAAAACCCGACUUAUCGGCACACAGCACGCAGUGUCAUUAAACAUAACAAAAAAACACAGUCGGAAAAUGGACUUGUGGAAGAACCAGUUGGGCUGCAAAAAUGUUCCUGCCCAGGGCAGCUAACAAUGGGAACCAUGCAACCUGUGUUUACCCACUCGCUCUUACGUAUUUCCCCUGCCCUGCCAAACCAAACCAUCCAGCAAAGAGAGAUAGCCGGCUGACGCCCCACCUCAGUUAUAUUCCCGACGCCGUUUGCAGCACGACGUCUCUGAGACUCGGUCGGUCUUACGAAAAGAAGAGCAUCGCCACCCAUCACCACCAGCUCUGAAAACAUCGCUGCGUGUGCGGCUAGAGCUGGGAGAUUUUUUUUUGGGGUGCUGCUACUACUGUUGCUACUGCUGGAGACGACGGGACGCCAUGUAUCGGCCGUGAAGCUCGAGUUUGCGUGGAGAAAGAGGAACGCGAUUUCUAUUCUGCCGCUUCUCUUUCGUCGCCUUCAGUCACAACUACGGGGAACUUUGAACCCAACGUGUUUGAAACCUACAGCAGCAGCAGCUUCCCACCGUUCCAACUGUUCACAUCAAUGUUACUUCUCAAGACACGCCUGUGUAUAGAUUUCCCUUGACCCCUGGACUGAUCUGGGAGGCAGGGCAGGCGAGCGGCUGUGCUUAAAGCAACAGGAUGAAAGACAGAUUGCAAGAGCUUAUUACAAUAUCGCACAAGACCGAAGAUGAGAAAUCGGUCGUGGAUGACGAAGUCGACAGCAGGCAGGAAUCCGUCAUCUUUGAGCAUGAAUCCCCCAUCCCAGCCCUGCACGAGGAAACCGAGGCGAUCCAAGAUGAAAUCGAGCGCCUCCAGUCGGACGUGCGGCGCAUGGGCAAGCAGAACGCGCGCUUCCUCACCUCCAUGCGGCGUCUCAGCAGCAUCAAGCGCGACGCCAACGCGGUGGCGCGCGACGUGCGCCUGCGCGCCGAGCGGCUGCACAAGCGUCUGCAGCUGCUGACUGCCAGCUGCGAGCAGCUCGAGGCGCGGCAAGGGGCACAGUCGGCGGCGGCGCGCAUCAUCCGCGCGCACGUCAAUACCCUCACCCAGCGCUUCCACCAGGUGAUGCUGGAAUACAACGCAGCAGAGAUAGCGCAGCGGGAAAACUGCAAGCGGCGCAUCGCCCGGCAGCUGGAGAUCCUGGGCUCGCAGCCGGCGUCGGACGCUGAGCUGGAAGAACGCAUCGAGCAGGGCAACUGGGAGGUGUUUGCCAUGGGCAUUCUUGGGGAGACGCGCUCCGCCAAGGCAGCCCUCAACGAGAUCGAGCAGCGCCACCAGGAGCUACUCAAGCUGGAGCAGCGGCUGCGCGAAGUCCACGAUCUCUUCUUGCAAAUGGCACUGCUGGUGGAAGAGCAGGGCGAGAUGGUCAACAACAUCGAGAACACGGUGACCAACACGCAGGACUACAUCGCGCAGGCCAACGAGACUUUCCAGAAGGCCAUCAAGUACCAGAACCGGAACCCGUUCCGGAAACUGUUGCGCUGCUGCUGUUGCUGCUGCUACAGUUAACACCUGCCCUCCUCCACUACGUUAUCUACGCUUUUAGCUGACCCCGCGGAAGAUCGGAUCACGCCCCCAACCUUCCACUGACAUUGUCUGCUGCGAAUUCUGCCUGUCUCCCACGUGCUGACUUACAACCUUCCCGGCCCGGCAAAAGCUUUUUUCGAUUAAGAGUUUGCCGGCUGGUUUCCACGGAAUAUGUUACUCCAGGAUUAAUCCACAUGUUGAGUAUUUCUUCUCUGCAAGCGUCGCCAUGCACUACCUCUGGAACACUUUCAGGAUUUGUUGAAGCUCAACUCCUGAAGGUGCCCCGCAGUAGUGCUGCAAAAUCUCAAAAGAAUAAAAUCUCAAUGCGCGGCCUAACCCAGAAGACCACUGCUUGGAUUACGAUUUUCUGCAGAAGUCUGCGUGCUAAUUAGUAUGCUUAAUUGUUAACUCAGUUUUACCCCCCUGAGUGCAUGUUUGUCUGAAGCAGAAACGUUCAUGCUUAAUUACUGCAUGCAUUCAUCACGCACUUGUGGGAAAUUGGAUGCCUGCUUAGCUGCAGGGCCACAUCAAUCAUUUCCUCUUUGGCAGUAGGCGACGACCGUCGCGCAAUGCAGUUGUCGCCGUAAAUGUUUUCAAGAUAAAGUGUGUUUGUCAUGCAGAGUAACUAUUACCAGGUCAACUUGACUGUCAACAAAAAGGACGACGUAGCUGUGCAAUUCUAGGAAUUUCUAUGCAGUCAAACUGAAUCCACAUUAACAGUUGAAUGUUUGAAAAAUCCAACAUUAUAUAUGUAUAUAUUUUUUUAAUGAAAUGCUAAAAAGAAAAAAAUAGAAAAAAAUAUCAAAUGCAGACUGGCUAAGCCUUACUGGAAGAAUCAAUCUGUCAGUGUCCAUUUCACAUGUAUGCUUUGUGUUGUUUAAUAUAGCCUUAUUAAAGAUGUGAGGAAGAUAUUGCUUGUACUAUCUUUAGAUGAGUUGUAAUAAAGGUUUAAUUUAAGAACUGCAAUGUUAAAUAAUUCCUGUCCACUUGGAUUAACUCCUUCUGAGCUCAGCUCUGCUGGCUUAUCACACCAACAGCAGAUGCACACUGCAUUUAAACUAAUUGAUUCAAACAAAUGUUCAGAGAUUUACCAACUUUUAGUUAGGUCCACUGCCCAUCACAUCCUGGUUCUUUAACAUUGGAAAAGUUCAUAAUCACUUGCUUAUUAUCUUGGCAUCACUUGCUCAAGGUUCAUAAUAAUGUGGCAUCACAUGCUUAAGCAAGUUGAGUGAGUGCACCAACAGUGAAGAUCUCACACUGCUAAGCUUCUGAUAAGGGAUUUACAAAUAAAGGCAUGUGUUCAUUGGUUUUGUUGGCGCCCAAACAGGUUGUCAGUUCUUGCCAUAUUUAUUUUUACCAUCACUGUAUUUUGUACGCUUUCUUGUUAUUACCGUAAGAGUUAAUUUCUUUUAAAAUUAACUGACACAACUCUUUCAACUUAUACAUGUAAAAACAAAUGCAAUACCAUUCACUGGUAAUCAUUUUGUUCAGCCUAUGCAAAAUAAAAUAAUUCGCACGAACGAAAUGGGCACAAUGUUAUCUUGCUUUUCUUCACACGUUUAACUAACCCCACCUCUGCAUCACCACGUAAAAGUAAGCUAGCAACUUGAAGUUGCAUUCUACUUUGAGAGUUUUUCCCCCCCAAAACGUUCUUUAGUGUAGAGAGCAUUAUCGGUGCAACCUAUUCAACCUGUUUAAUCCAGUGCUGCUGCUGCUCACUAUUGGCUUCAGAAAACGCACUGCACGGUACCGUUAAUGCAAAUUAAAAUAGCAAUGUGUCAUUACCAGUGGGGGAACUCCAUUUUCGUACUGCAUUCCUUGCUGCAUUUAAAUCAUUGUAUGUACAUAGCAUGCUAACAGUAUAUGUAACCGUAUUUUUCUAUUUUACGAUCGUGUGAAUAAAGUUGUAAAGAAGGAAUCCAUUCCAACUAUUGUCCCUUUUUAAGCACAAAUAC